ACCCACAACCUCAAACCCAACAACCACACCAACCCAAUCCAAACCAAAUCCAAAAAUGUCCCGCCACCACCCCGACCUCGUAAUGUGCCGCAAGCAACCAGGCAUCUCCAUCGGCCGACUCUGCGACAAGUGCGACGGCAAGUGUCCGGUCUGUGACUCGUACGUGCGGCCCACGACGCUGGUGCGGAUCUGCGACGAGUGCUCGUUCGGCAACUACCAGAACAAGUGCAUCGUGUGCGGCGGCGAGGGCAUCAGCGACGCCUUCUACUGCUUCGAGUGCACGCGCCUCGAGAAGGACCGCGACGGCUGCCCCAAGAUCAUCAAUUUGGGUUCCUCGCGGACGGACCUGUUCUACCAGAAAAAGAGUUUUCGGAAUCAUUGAUCUUGCUGCUCUAAAUGCUGGAAAUGCUAUAUACUGUCGAUCGAUGUCUUAAAGCGAGCAAGAUUUACAAGAAUCACGGAAGAGCGGUGGUCACAACCACUCCAUUCACCGGCCGGGCCGUCUCGGUCUCGCGAAGCCGCGGCUGGGUCCGGUGCCCUGUGGCGGGCGAACCUCUUCUUGCAGUCUCUCACCGGAGAUCUCGUCGGGGGAGGAUGCCUCGAUCUGCAAAGUCUCAACGUUAGAGGGAAGCCCAACAUGCGAAAGAAAAUCGAACACGCAU
Molecule: messenger RNA, 662 nt
Organism: Aspergillus homomorphus CBS 101889
Lineage: Eukaryota; Fungi; Ascomycota; Eurotiomycetes; Eurotiales; Aspergillaceae
Product: PHF5 family protein
Exons: 2
Coding region: 56-382 (108 amino acids)
Biological process (GO): mRNA splicing, via spliceosome
Cellular component (GO): catalytic step 2 spliceosome; precatalytic spliceosome; U2 snRNP
Source: RefSeq, a predicted model, not a curated record